AUGGAUAUCACCAUCCACAACCCCCUGAUCCGCAGACCUUUCUUCUCUUGGUUGGCACCGAGUCGUAUCUUUGACCAGAUUUUCGGGGAGCACCUGCCAGAGUCGGAGCUGCUCCCUGUUUCCCCCAGCUUCAGCCCCUUCCUGAUGAGAUCCCCCAUCCUUCGGAUGCCCAGUUGGCUAGAGACAGGACUCUCGGAGAUGCGACUGGAUAAGGAUAAAUUUUAUGUGAACCUGGAUGUGAAGCAUUUCUCCCCCGAGGAGCUGAAGGUGAAGGUGCUCGGGGACAUGAUUGAGAUCCACGGGAAGCACGAGGAGCGCCAGGACGAGCACGGCUUCAUCGCCAGGGAGUUCAGCAGGAAAUAUCGGAUCCCUGACGACGUGGACCCGCUGACCAUCACGUCGUCGCUGUCGCUGGACGGGGUGCUGACCGUCAGCGCUCCCCGCAAGCAGAGCGACGUCCCCGAGCGCAGCAUCCCCAUCACCCGCGACGACAAACCGGCCAUCGCAGGCGCCCAGAGGAAAUAG
Molecule: messenger RNA, 525 nt
Organism: Sturnus vulgaris (Common starling)
Lineage: Eukaryota; Metazoa; Chordata; Aves; Passeriformes; Sturnidae
Gene: CRYAB
Product: crystallin alpha B
Biological process (GO): protein refolding; response to heat; negative regulation of apoptotic process
Cellular component (GO): nucleus; cytoplasm
Molecular function (GO): structural constituent of eye lens
Source: RefSeq, a predicted model, not a curated record